GAAAAUUUUCGAAUGUGCAUGACUACCUAGAUGUAUGUGUAUGACAUGGUGAUGAUGCUGACUGAGGUUAUGUAGUUGCCCGUGAUGUUUUCCUAAUCUAUCUUCGUUAGCAGCACUGUGCACGGAUGUGCGGGCUCCAGCACUACUAAGCAACCUAUCGUACAUUACACCAGAUUAGAACAAACCAAAUCCAAACCAUGUUCUCCCCUAGUGCCGGGUCGCGGUCAAGAAAUGCUGGGUCCAGCAUGGGAUACCAGACGAAGAGACAUCUGGGUCACUUGCAAUCCCACUCGCAGCUUUACUGCGGGCCAAGAGUGCCAGAACCCGUAGAUACGACAAAUCCAAUCACCGUUGGCGGGUACAGUUCGCGUAUUAUUUUGUCGAUAAGAUGCUCAGCAUGACGGCUUGCGCUUGCAAAAUGCAUGAGAAUGAUGUGAGUGCUUCUGCUGCACGCCACAAAAAGAAAAACAACAUAUUUAUAAAGCGCCUCGUUUCUCAGGUAUGAAGAAGUUGGUUCCCUCGGUGACACGAACGAAGUGAACUCCUAUUUCGUCGGUGAUCGUGACCCGCAGAGCCCGCAGCGAAGUCGCAUUUUGAACGCGAACAACUACGACGCCACGAUUACCUCGAAAGACCGGGCGCUGUCACGGGAGAUAAAAGCCACGAAGCAGAGAUUUGGGUUUGUCGCAAACGCGAGCAACACGCACAACACAAAUACCGGGGCAGCAAAGAACAGAACACUGAAAAACCAGACCCUGCUCAGAGCGGCAGAGCCGGGGAUUGGCGGUAAUAAAGAUGGUUUUGUUGGCACAGGCAUCACCAUUCUGCACAACUAGCAUUUGUAUCACAAAGUGUGUGCAACUACUACAUGUGGAGCUUUCUAGUAUUGCAAUUCCCCCUUUACAAAAUAGGUACCAACAUCCCCUCCCCUGAAGCGCCGGUCGUCCACAUUACCGUACCAAGCGGGGAAGUGGCAAAAAUCACCUUAGACGAUCCGACUGUGGGCGGGUUGAAGGAAUUCUUCGCAGCCUACGGCGAUAAGUUUUUCCAAAACAUCAGGAGAAGAGAAACCUUCACCGCACAAGCAAAUUUCCUCGGGCAUACAAGUAAGAGUCGUAGUUGAAGUUGUUUCGAUGUCGUGGUGUGGGUUUCAGGAGCAGGCUCCAGCCGUUCGCUGCAUUCCGAAUAAUCAACAUUGAUGCAAUUGUAAUUGCAAUCCAAAUGCAUGUCAUGUGCAUCAAAGAAUGAGAAGAAAUGAUUUACCUCCUGUAAAAACAGAUCUGACCCUGAAUCAAGUCGCAAUACCGAUGGCCUGCAUCCGGGUUUCACCAACUAGCAAUCCGACAAUUGAGCUCCAUAACGACGGACAGCACCUGAGCGAGUAUACAAGUUAUUUUGUGGCUCAUUCUUGAGUUUUCAAUUUUGUCAAUCUGAGGACAUCGUUUCCCAUGAUGGAACUAGUAGUACUCCAGUAAUUAGUAAACUAACUAAGUUGUUGUACGUCAUUCGUCAAACCUCAAACAGGUGCGACUUCAAGGUCACUGUGACGAGAAAAACGAAGCAAUUUGGUCCCCACGAUGACCUGUUCACGCUGGAUGACCUGGAGGACUGCAGGAUCUACCUUUACCAAAACGUCGGCGAGCCAGAAUUGAACCGGCUUACUCCUUGUGAAAUCUCGCAGGUUCCGAAAGCCAGUGUCCUGCACAAACUGAUAAAGCGGGGCCGGGAAAACGCUUGUUUAGCGGUUUUGGAGGAUACCGUGCGAUUUCGAAGGGAAACUUUGAAUCACUCGCCGAACAUGGAGACUGCCCUUAUGGUAUUACAGUGGUGCGUUUUUUUGGCGGUGUAGCAUGACAGAUCCGCAUUCCGCUCUUGUUGCUGUUUGCCUGCGUGCAUGUUGACUACAGAUAUAUGCUCGUGUAGUUCCUCCACAACACCCUAUACAGGCUGCCUCCCGCGCGAAGAUGGAAUCCGUUGCAAUUGCGGUUCUCGAGCGUGCGGACUUUGGUGGAAUCAAUACCGCGGAGGCGCAUUUCAAGAAGGACCCGAAUUUUCAGCCAAGGACGGACGUGAGUGAGUUGAAGAAGCUGGAGGGCUCCAUCGUUCCGGACGGCGCGUUGACCGCUUUGGACAUCGCGUGCAUCAACAAACUGGACGACGUCGCGAGUUACAUCUGCAGUCGCGAGGACUUUGUCGAAGUAAACAACAUUUCCCCGGGGAAUUACACGAGUCUCAUGCACGCGGUUCAUAACGAGCUGCCGAAGGCCGGUAUCGAAAAUAAGUAGUUUUUUUUCAAAAAUGCAUUGUCUUCCUGCCUGGGACGAGCACGAGGUCCAUCACCAUCUCCAUCUUGACGCAUGACAAAGAUGCUCAAGACUGUAUAGCAUGAUGAAACAAAUUGCCAUAACUCAGCCGUCGCCAUCCUGGCCCGCCCGGAUUUCCGGGUCUUGAAGGUCCGUAACACGCAGAUGAUCGAAUGCACCGCUUACCAGAUGGCGAAGAAAAAGGCGGAUAAGCCGUACAGGAUGCCCAAGGACGAUCCCGAGCUGAAGAAAGAAAUUUUGAACAAGUGCGACACCUUCGCGAACCUGUGCCGGCGCAUGGAAAAGCAUCCCUCGUUCGUGAUGGACAUGGCGAAUAAGUUUACGAGGUCGUGAGGGGGGUCGAUCAUGCAGCGAUCCUCAUCCUGUUGAACAGCAUUUCGUAUUCAUUGUCGAAGAAAAAAUUAUGUCCCUGUACUAGAACAAGAAAUUCCCAACUUUCAUCAUUUGUAUAGCAACUUUGAAUUUGUUUUUUCUUUUUUGUCACAAUACUGUCACAACCCUGUUAGUUUUGCAAACUAACUCGAGGAAAAUUAUGGUCGUUGUGAGGUUUAUGAUUACGAAUCAUGAAAGAACUUGAUUAAAACUUUUGAACAUUAGUAUCACACCAGGGCGUGCCACCUCGGACACACCUCAACUCUUGUUACGUUCUUGUCUAUAUACUUAACCGGAUUGGAAAAUUUUCAAUAGCUAUAGCAUGUUGAGUAGCAGCUGAAUGGAGGUUUUUUAGGUUUCUUGAUUACAACAGCAUCCUAUUUGCCAGGAUGAUUGUCAAAAUUGUAUCUUUUUUGUCACGAUAGAAGCUCUCGUCAACAACAAGGCCAUGUCAUACACAGGAUUGCAGCUUCGCCCUAGUACAUGUACAAUAGUUGGAGAACCAAAACGACACCACGGAGCUUUUUGAUAGUUUCUUUGAAGCAGGUUGGCAUUGGAGAAGCAAAUGUAAGAUUGAUAGACAUACAGUCUGUAGAUCAUCAAAGCACUGGCUGC
This is a messenger RNA of Amoebophrya sp. A120, 3311 nucleotides long. The record is from the annotation of a GenBank genome assembly. NCBI's taxonomy places the organism in Eukaryota, Dinophyceae, Syndiniales, Amoebophryaceae.